AUGCGCGCGCUCGCGGCGGUGCGUCACACCGCGCGUCGAGCGCACACCCAGGCGCUGUGGCACGACGUUCGCGGUCCACCGUGCGAGGUUUUGACGUUCAGAGACGACGUCCCGGUGGAAACAACCGUCGAGGGCGAUCGCGUGCGCGUCCGAAUCCUCGCCUCGCCCGUCAAUCCGAGCGACGUGAACGCGAUCGAAGGGACGUACCCGGGCGCUCGCGCGCCGCCGCGCGUUCCCGGGGCGGAGGGCGUGGGAGAGAUCACGGAGGCGGGACCGGCGAGCGGACGGAUGGUGGGCGAGCGCGUCGUCGCGAAUAGGUCGUACGACGGUGGAACGUGGCGAAGAGAGGUGGUGGCGUCGGCGAAAAUGUUUGAUGUGAUCGAUCGGGACGUCCCAGUGCACGAGGCGGCGAUGAUCACGGUGAAUCCGUGCACGGCGUGGCGGUUGUUGGAGGAUAGCGGCGCGCGAGAGGGCGAGACAGUCGUGGUGAACGCGGCGACGAGCGGAGUGGGACGGGCGCUGUUACAGCUCGCUCGAGGGCGAGGUAUUAGAACGAUAGCGAUGUGUCGACCGCGAGAGAGCGCGGUGGCGACGGAGGAGGCUUAUGAAUCGCUCCGAGCGGACGGCGCGGAUGUCGUGCUCGCGGACACGGACUCAACGCGACUUCGUCUGGACGAGCGAACGCGAGAGCUCGCCUCGCGCGCGCGAUUCGGUUUCAAUGCCGUGGGUGGACACAGCGCGCAGAUCAUGUUACGACUACUCCAGCCCGAGAGCGGAUCGGAGCUCGUGACGUACGGCGGCAUGUCCAAGCAACCGCUCGUCGCCCCCACCGGCGCCUUCAUCUUCAAGGACAUCGCGCUCAAGGGAUUCUGGCUCUCUCGCUGGCUCGCCAGGGAUGAAAUCGAGACCGGAGGCGCCGGACGCCUCGACAUGCUCGCUCGCGUCUCCGACGCCAUCCGCUCCGGGACGCUCCGCACGCCGCUCGACCGCGUGCGAGACGUCCCGCUCGCCGACGUCCUCCGCGUCCUCAGAACCGACGCCGACGCCGACGCGCGCACCGACGUCCAAACCUCCAUCGGUCGACGCAAAAUUCUCAUCCGCGCGUGA
Ostreococcus tauri is the source of this 1107-nucleotide messenger RNA. Its product is annotated as Alcohol dehydrogenase superfamily, zinc-type. Gene Ontology annotation, molecular function: trans-2-enoyl-CoA reductase (NADPH) activity. NCBI's taxonomy places the organism in Eukaryota, Viridiplantae, Chlorophyta, Mamiellophyceae, Mamiellales, Bathycoccaceae. The record is from RefSeq and is a predicted model, not a curated record. The transcript has a single exon. The coding region runs from base 1 to 1107 and encodes 368 amino acids. Gene Ontology annotation, biological process: fatty acid metabolic process. Gene Ontology annotation, cellular component: mitochondrion.